Solanum dulcamara is the source of this 1688-nucleotide messenger RNA. RefSeq names its product probable serine protease EDA2. The transcript is spliced from 12 exons. Gene Ontology annotation, biological process: proteolysis. NCBI's taxonomy places the organism in Eukaryota, Viridiplantae, Streptophyta, Magnoliopsida, Solanales, Solanaceae. Bases 63 to 1511 code for a protein of 482 amino acids. The record is from RefSeq and is a predicted model, not a curated record. Gene Ontology annotation, cellular component: vacuole. Gene Ontology annotation, molecular function: serine-type exopeptidase activity; dipeptidyl-peptidase activity.
UUCUUCAAUCCAAAGCCUUUCUUUUGUGAGCUCCAAAGAGACGUAGCAGCAGAAACAAAACGAUGAAGCUAACAAUCUUAGCUUUACAUGUUCCUUUCUUCUUCUUAUCACAAUUGCUUACAAUCUCAAACGGAAUUUCAACUUCUCAGCUUUUUCUUCAGCAAAGCAAGUACUUAACCAAAGAAGAACACUGGUUCAAUCAGACACUUGAUCACUUUUCUCCUUACGAUCAUCGCACAUUUGGACAGAGGUACUAUGAGUUUCUUGACCAUUUCCGAAUUCCUGAUGGACCGAUAUUUUUGAAAAUUUGUGGAGAAUCUGCAUGCAGUGGGAUACCGAACGAUUACCUCAGUGUUUUAGCGAAGAAGUUUGGAGCUGCUGUCGUUACUCUUGAGCAUCGGUAUUAUGGGAAGAGUUCACCGUUCAAGUCCUUAACAACCGGGAAUCUGAAAUAUCUGUCAUCAAAACAGGCACUUUUUGACUUGGCAGCUUUCAGGAAUUUUUAUCAGGAGUCCUUGAACGUGAAGCUCAACAGAUCCAAUAUUGAAAACCCAUGGUUUGUCUUCGGUGUUUCAUACUCAGGAGCACUUAGCGCAUGGUUUCGGCUGAAGUUUCCUCACCUAACCUGUGGAAGCCUCGCAAGCUCUGCAGUAGUUGAAGCAGUUUACAGCUUCUCAGAGUUUGACAAGCAGGUUGGUGAAUCUGCUGGUCCAGAAUGUAAAACAACAUUGCAAGAAAUCACCCAACUAGUAGAAGCAAGACUUGCAUCAAAUCCCAAGGACAUUAAAGGGUUGUUUGGUGCUGAUGAGCUGAGAAAUGAUGGUGACUUCCUGUACUUUGUGGCAGAUGCUGCAGUUACAGCAUUUCAAUAUGGAAGUCCAGACAAACUAUGCAUCCCACUACUUGAAGCAAAGAAGUCCGGGGAAGAUUUAGUGAAUGCAUAUGCCACCUAUGUAAAGGAGUAUUACAUUAAGACUUUUGGGGUCAGCGUCAAAACCUACGAUCAGGAAAAUCUGAAGAACACUGCUGUAAAUGGUGAUACUUCUGACCGCUUGUGGUGGUUCCAGGUCUGCACAGAAGUUGCAUAUUUUCAGGUUGCACCCUUGAAUGAUAGUAUUCGCUCUUCUAAAGUUGAUACCAGAUACCAUUUGGACCUGUGCAGGAAUGUCUUUGGAUCCGGUAUCUAUCCUGAUGUUGAUGCAACUAACUUGUACUAUGGAGGCACCAAAAUUGCUGGGUCAAAGAUUGUCUUCACCAAUGGAUCACAGGACCCCUGGCGACAUGCGUCCAAACAGACUUCUUCCCCAGAGUUGCCUUCUUACAUAAUCUCUUGCCAUAACUGUGGCCAUGGAACCGACAUGCGGGGCUGCCCUCAGUCUCCUUUAGUACCUGAAGGUGAUGCUAAGAAUUGCAGUUCCCCUGAUGCAGUUCGUAAAGUAAGGGAAAAGAUUGUUGAACAUAUAGAUUUGUGGCUGUCCCAGUGCCAGUCUUCAGGUUGGAGUUCAAUGUGAAAACAUCAUCUCAGAGCUAUACAAAUUAACGUAUACUUUAUGUCCACUAAUCAACAACUAAAUAAUGUACCUCGUCGUGGACAGAUGUAUAGUUGCUCAUCCAUGAACGAUGUCAUCUGUAUGAGUUGAUCUCGUGUACUGUGACUUGCUAAUAAUAUGAAAAAUUCUUCUUCUUGA